Molecule: messenger RNA, 1734 nt
Organism: Metarhizium album ARSEF 1941
Lineage: Eukaryota; Fungi; Ascomycota; Sordariomycetes; Hypocreales; Clavicipitaceae
Product: CG2839-PA like protein
Exons: 4
Coding region: 1-1734 (577 amino acids)
Source: RefSeq, a predicted model, not a curated record
AUGAUUGACCCUGUCAAGGAUUCUAGCUUCGGUGGGAUUAGCUUGGUCGGGGUGAUUGGUUUCGUUGAGCUUGCUUUAGCAGUACUACUUGCUAUUUUUGAGCUAAUUGUGAUCUUCGAGCCAUCUGCCUUCAAUAAGUUUGCUGGCAUUAAAGUUUUUUCGAGCAUCGACGAGCUGUUCAACGAUGAUAGCGGCGACGAGCUGGUUGUCAUUGACGGGCUCACUGACAUGGACGAAGUGAAUGGCGUCGAUAGACUUAUUUUGCUGGAACGUAUCGGCGCUGUUGAACUGAUCGGCAUGGAAAAGCUCAUAGGCAUCAAUGGGCUUGCCCUGCUGGAGCUGGUAUUCUGCAAACUUCCUGGAGCCAUGAACCCCCUCACUAGCAUCGAUGAGUUGCUAGGCAUCGACGAGCUCACUGACAUUGUCGAGACAACUGAUGUCGAGGAACUAGGCCGCAUUGAUAAGCUCACUGGAGUUGACGCACUUGGUGGCUUUGACGAGCCCUCUGUCGUUGACGAGGUGACUGAUAUUGACGAGGCGACUGACGGCAAGGAGCCAACUACCAGUGAUGAGCUGACGUUGAUCAAUGGGCUAAGUACUUUCGCUAAGCUCACUGAUACUGGUGAGAUAAUUGGCGUUGAUGAGCUCCAUGAGCUUGGCGGUUUUACUGAGCUCCUCCAAGUUGAUGAGCUGGCUGAUAUUACGUGUAUGGGAAUCGACAAGUUGCCUGUCAUCAACGGGCUUAUCGGUUUCGCUGAGCCAACUGGCGUUGACGAGCUCGCAGUCACGGGGGGGUUGCUAGGUAUCAACGAGGUCACCGGUAUUGACGAGGUGGCUGACAUUGAGGAGGUGACUACCACCGAUGAGCCCACAGACAUCGAGAAGCUAAGUGCUGUUGUCGAGCUUCUUGACAUUGAUAAGCUGACUGAUGUUGAGACUCCUGGCAUCGGCGAGUUGCCAGUCAUCGACGAACUUGGCGGUUUUGCGGAGCUUACCGACAUCGAUGAGUUAACCAGUGCUGACAAGCUCACGGGUAUUGACGACACGACUGACAUUGAGAAGCUAACUAUCACUGAAGAGCUCACGGAUACUGAUGACUUAACUGGCAUGGAUGAGCUUGCUUUGCCGGAACUACUAGGUCUCCCUGAGUUGGCCUUUUGUGCGCUUUGUGGCGUCGUAGAGCCAGGUGUUUGGGGAUUCGAGGACAGCAAUCCGUUCAUUCGCGUAGAUGAGCUUGCUCCUGGCAUCAUAUACGAAUCAGACACCUGUGUGUGGGAGAGUCGGUUGGCACUCCGAGUCUCGGACGAACUGACUUGGCGUGACGGAACCGGCUUCUGGGAGCUCGUUGGACGUGUGAAGGAGCUUGAGGUUUGUGAGGGUUGUGAGCUGUUCGGCUGCAAUGGUGAACUGGAAGAGAUCGUAUUCAGAAUAAUUCUGCCAUUUGCCGGCUUCCCCAUAGCAGUGCUACUCCAGCUCGAUUCGGAAGCGCUCAUCAGUGACGCAAACGUCUCCAUGCUUGACCACGAUUCAUCAACUGUACGUGUCGACGUAGCACCACUUGAUACGCGCAACUCCAAUGAGCUCGCGGGUGGUGCCGAGGAGGCAGGUGCUUUCACACUGGAAGAUGGUUUUCUUGAAGGCCCCGCGGAUGAAGAAUCACGUUUUGAUGAUGCAGAAGCCGGGAGGCUGAGCUGCUGCGACAAAGUGGAUGACUUCGAAUAUAUAGGCUCAUAG